AUUUUUAUUAUGUGAUAGGCAGAUAAAAUCUGAAUUAAAAAUUAUAACUUACAAUUUGAUUAUAUGUAAUAGUAGCAUGAAAGAAUUUUUUCAGCGUGCAGAACUGAAAGAUCAAAGUGAUGAAAAGAAGAUACAAGAAAACAAAAAUUUUAGAAUUGGAACGACCAAAGAGAAAGAAAUAAAGUGCGAAGAAGAUAUGAAAGAAGAUGGAGAAUUACUGAUACCACAUGGGAAUACGAUGUUUGGACUCUGUGCUAUUUGUCAUCUCGCUCUUGGAAAUAUAAAUUCUAAUUUUAGUCAAUAUAUUCCUUGUUCAAAGAGUCAUGCUGUAUGUCAACGUUGUAUUCAACACUUUGCGCUUCAAUCAGAUCCCGGUUGUAUUCUUUGUCAUGCACAGUAUCAACAAUCAAAUAUAAAUUUAUCACGAGAAAGUAAUGUUAGUUUGAAUUCAAUAUACACACAUUUAAAGAGAAUGCAAAUUCCACGACAACAAUCGGAAUAUUAUUCCAAGCAUCAUCAACAUUUACAGCAAUACAUCCCUAUUGACAUUGAACAAUCAUAUAACAAGUCUUGGAAUCAAAAUUAUCCAUGUACAACACAAAAUAUCGAAAGAAAUACAUUAGGAUAUUACAAUGAUUACUUUGAAGAGAUAUCCGAUUAUGACCAAAUUAAAGAACAAAAUAACAUGCGCGAACUACGAAAUAAAAAUUGUGACAAACAGAAACGACAAAGUUAUUGUAAUUUAUUUAAAAAAGGAAAUACAGAGUCAUAUAUGUCCGAAGCAAAAGUUAGCGGACAAAUUAGCGCAGAAUGUUCUCGAAGACCGAUUCGCUGUCCACGAGUUGAUUGUGCCAUAAACGUAGCUUUUUCAGCAUUAACUCAUCAUUUCAUUUUUGAUCAUCCGGAAGUACCUAUCCUGAAUGUAGAGCCAGGUAUUAAAAGUACACUCAUCGUCAGUUUUAGUGCCCUAUCUUCCAAUUCUAGUAGAUGUCUGGCUCUCCUUUUAGUUUCCGGUAAACUCUCAGAACCUGUUGCGAGAUUGUUUAAUGGUAGUCAAAUCAACCCAAAAUAUCGAAAUCGUUUACCAUUACCAGUAUUAGCUGCUCGGCUACAUUGUACAGAUCAGUGUAUAUCUAAUGACAAGAUUAAUAAAAAGAAAAAUUUUCGUGAGAAAGAUAUAAUUAUCGCUUGGGUUGCUGGACUGGAUAUUGGAAAUACAACAAACAAACUUUUAUGUAGUAUUCAGGCUGUAGACAAGAUUGAUAAUGAAGGCUUACGUUGCCUAACAUAUACAGGUCCAGUGAAUUCAUUAAGAACUGCUCAAUGUCCUCAAGACAUUUUUUCAACAGGUGAUUGCAUAGUUCUACAUGAAGGUCUUCUCAGUCACAUUACAUCAGAUUGUGCUACACUCAAUGUCAAUGUUACUGUGCAUUAAAUAUAUUACAAAUGUGAUA
This is a messenger RNA of Apis florea (little honeybee), 1454 nucleotides long. RefSeq lists its product as uncharacterized. NCBI's taxonomy places the organism in Eukaryota, Metazoa, Arthropoda, Insecta, Hymenoptera, Apidae. Gene Ontology annotation, biological process: intracellular signal transduction. Gene Ontology annotation, molecular function: protein kinase inhibitor activity. The record is from RefSeq and is a predicted model, not a curated record. Gene Ontology annotation, cellular component: cytoplasm.